Messenger RNA from Triticum turgidum subsp. durum (durum wheat), 750 nucleotides. NCBI's taxonomy places the organism in Eukaryota, Viridiplantae, Streptophyta, Magnoliopsida, Poales, Poaceae. The record is from the annotation of a GenBank genome assembly.
AUGUGGCUGCCCUGGGUCAAGACGCGCUCCUCCUCCCCCACCUCCGCCUCCACCUGCUCCUCCACGGCGCUCGCCGCCGCCUCGCCGCGCCUCUCCUUCAACUCGCCCUCCCUCAAGGAUCUCCAGGCCCUCCUCCGCUCCGACCCGGCCGCGCCCUCCCCGUCCCCGCCGCAGCCGCCGCACACGGCCCCGUGCUCCCCCUCCGCCGCCCGAGUCUUCCACCGCGUCCGCAUCGCCGCCUCCGCCCUCCGCGCGCUCCGCACCCUGCAGGCGCCGCCGCCCGCCGCCGAGGCGGACCGCCGCGUCGUGCUCUACUACACCUCCCUCCACGUCAUCCGGGGCACCCACGAGGACUGCCGCGCCGCGCGCGCCAUCCUGCGCGGGCUCCGGGCCUCCGUCGACGAGCGCGACCUCGCCAUGGACGCGCGCUACCUCGAGGAGCUCACGGCGCUGCUCCCGCGCGCCCGCCGGAUCACGCUGCCCCAGGUCUUCGUCGGCGGCCGCCACCUCGGCGGCGCCGAGGAGCUCCGCCGCCUGCACGAGUCGGGCGAGCUGCGGCGCGUCGUGGCCGGCGCCGCGCCCCUCGCCGCCUGCGCGCGGUGCGGCGGCGAGCGCUACGUGCUGUGCGGCAGCUGCGACGGGAGCCACAAGCGGUACAGCCUCAAGGGCGGCGGCGGGUUCCGCACCUGCGCCGGCUGCAACGAGAACGGCCUCGUCCGGUGCCCGGACUGCUCCCCGCCGGCCGUCUGA